CAGUAAAAGUGCUGUUUAGAAUCUGAUUGAGAUUUCAGUUCGCUGGGAGACGAUCGCCGAACGAGACCGUAGCUGAAUUUUCAUGUCGUGCUGUGGCUAGACAUUAGAAAUAUAUAUAUCCCUAUAUAUAUAUAUUCAUGUGCUACCAGCUGGCAGUGGCAGUUUUGAGUGCGGCAAGACGCGUCAAGUGAAAUCGAAUUAUAAACUAUAUUUUAGAUACACAAAAGAAAUCAAAUAAAACUUAUCGAAAAGCUAAGGAGACGGCAAAACGACAAAGAUGACGACCCAACAGUUGCUUAGCAAGAAUAUUCGCUCCAUGCCCUCAUGGGUGAACGAGGCCAAUGACCGCAUUGGACCAAAGCCACCGCCCACGCCCCCAAAUGGAGUGGCUGGGGGUCAAUCUAAGGCCCCUGCCCUGCCGCCCAAAUCGAAGAGCACUCCCGAACCGGAUUACGAGAUCAUAGAGUUCUCCAGCCAACAGUACUCCAACGAACCGAUGAAGACCACAGUGAUUAGGACCAAGACGCCAGAUAACAAACUGAAGUGCACCCUGUGUGGUUCCCAAAAUCCCUGGGUGACCUGUGCCGAAUGUGCGGGUCAGAUCUUCUGUGCCUCCUGCGACGACAUGUUCCAUAAGCAUCCCAAGCGAAAGCAGCACAUGCGAAAGGCCGUGGAGCAAGGCACACCACCGAUUCCCCCGAAGGUGCAGCCCGGUGGUGGGGCACCUCCCCCAGUGGCGCCUCCGCGGCGCAGCAAACGCGGCCUGCUGACACCGUUUCUGGGCCGCAAGGAUCAGAUGCUGCCGCCACCCUCGCCCACGCCCUCGCACAAGUCGCUGGGUGGCUGGCGGGGAGCGCUUGGGGGCGGGGCCACGCCCCCAGUGCCAUCAGUCGCCAGCAGCACAACGAGCAGCGUAAGCAACCAGAUGAACAACCGACCGCUUCCAGAACCACCGCGCAGCGAGGGCGGUGGAUCCUCCAGAUCGGGCACCCCCAAAUCCGUGUUCGACACCAUCCAGCGUCCGCCGUCGGUGCAGCUGGAGAAGAUCAAGAGCAAGGCGAGCGCCACCCUGGACCGCAUGGCCAUACUGCAGCAGCGGUACCGCCAGCAGAAGGCCCGGCAGGAUCUGAGCGCCAACAGCGAACAGCAUUUGUCGAAUGGAGCCGGCUUCGAGCACUGGUCAAACAUUUCACCAUCGCCCUCGCAUUUUCGUUCCGGCAGCAUGUCAUCCGGUUUGAACUCAUCCCAUUUCGACCUCUCGGAUGACUCACAAUUUCACAAUUCCUUGCUGCUCCAACAACGACAGGCGGCCGGCGCCCAGCGGCGUCAGAUGAGCACCUCGGUGUUUAACCUUAACACAAACCCACGUCGACCUUUGGCCGAAACGCAGAACGGCAGCGCCUGGCUCACCAAUCAGCGCAUCCAACAGGCCCAAUCGCUGGCUCAGCUAAACUGCGCUGGCUGUCAGCAGAGUCAACAGCAUCCUGGCUGGCCACAGAAUCCCCACCAGCACCACCAUUCGCAUCCCCAGCACCCCGACCAGUGGUCACAAUUUGGCUCCCAGCAGCAGUUCAACAACUCCAAUCUAUCACUAAACGUGGGACCCGGUUAUAUGUCACAACAACAGCAUCAUCCGCACUAUCCACCGCCGGUGUUUAUGACCCAGCGCGGAAUGAUGUAUCCCGGAGCACCCGGCUAUCCCAUGAUGCAUCCAGGUGUCAUGGGAAUGCCGCCCUCGGCUGCUUCGAGGGCUGCCUCCCGUUCCCGUUAUGCCGCAUCCCCGACGCCAAGUCGAAAAUCCAUGUCCCUGCGUCGGAAGCGCAACAGCUAUGUGGAUGACGAACUAACCGAUGACGAGGACUCCGACCAGGAUGACCGCAGGUCCUUGGUCUCCAACCGAUCGGGCAUGACCAGCGCCUCGCGAUCCCAGCAGCAUCAUCAGCCCCGUCAAAGGCGCAUCUCCAGUGCCUCACAGCUAAUUGGUGGCGAUGAAGUGGAUGGCGAUCAGAGAAUCAGGCAUCACAAGAUAAGGGAUCGCCGGGGAUCCAUUGCCAAGUCCGUGCAGAGCGAGUGGCUGCCGGAGAGAAGGGACAAUAACGAGGGAACCCUCACCAGAAAUAAGCCAUCAACCGAUUCGGCCCGAACCAGUCGCAUUUACUCCGAUUUGGAAUCAGAGGGUUCGGGUGCCCGUGCCCUGGUUCAAGCGAAAAUCCAGCAGAAGCUCCAGGAAGCCGAUCAGAACAGGACCUCAAAGAAGGUGGAACAAAAACGAAAACCGGAGAUGAAGGACGAGAACACCCAGGCUGCGGCGGUGGUGCAAAAAGUGGUGGAGCCAACGCCCCAAGAGGAGAGUGCCUCGGAGUACGAGGAAGUGGUGGAGGAGGUAACCGCCUCGGAGAGUGAGGCCGAGGCUCCAACUGAAGCACCCAAUGCCCAGGAGAUCCCCGAGGAGAUUGAGGCUGAUGAACUGGGACCACCACCUUCUACGCCCGACCACGAAUGGGAAUGCGAGUUUUGCACGUUUGUGAACGAGCCCAACAUCAAGAUCUGCUCCAUAUGCUGUAAGACACCCAGUAAGCCACCAGUUCAACCGAACAACGCCAAAAAGGUAGAGGAAAAACCACAACCUCCAGCUCAAGUUGGAAAAUCCAGUAAUAUCAAAGGAGGGGUGAAGCCAGAGGUCAAGCCAACUCAAAAGCCUGCUCCAAAAAGCCAGCAACCCAAUCAGAAAACAGCAAAUGCGUCCACCAAGACUACUACCACCACCACUAGUCCAAAGAUUCCCUCGACUGCAGCUAAUGGAGCCAAGAACACCUCCAGUAUUCCCGUCAAGACACCUGCAAAGCCAACACUGAAAACCUCGUCGGAGAACGAAUUCGAUAACUCGCUGGCCAAGAGCCUAUUGCACAAAGAGUCCGUUGAAAACAUUUGGAAUACGCUAGAUGAGAGCAUUCAGGCGCAGGCGGAGAAGGUGCUCAAGAAGGCCCAGAAGGUGUCCACGGGCUGUGGUGGGACUCCUCCCCGGGAAAUAGCGGCCGUGGAAAUGGGAACCUCGCCGCCGCCCCAGAGCAUUUCCACUCAAACCUACGACGCCCUGCCCUUCAACUCAAAAACGGAGGAGAUCCCAACGGUUGUACCAGAUCGUUUCAGAACCCCGGAGCCCAAUAAGAUGGAGCGACGUCCCCACUAUCGCAGCAACUCCCAGUUGCCGCAGGAAAAUGAACGAUACCGCAGUGCCAAUGACCUGAGGUAUCACGACGGCUUCGGUUUGGAUCCUUAUAGUGCCGGUCUCGUCACCAGAAGACCCAAUUUCAUAAACGAACUACGCAUGCUGCAACAUCAAAUCUCUUCACCCUUCGACCUACCCCACGAGUCGUUCGGCGUUAAGCACGAACCCGCCCGAGAUCCGGAAACGGAAAUGCACAUCAUACUCAAAGAGCUGGAGCUGUACAAGUUCACGGUGGAGGAGCUAGAGGCGGCUUUGAAGUACUGCUCCCCCGAGACGCAUCCCAUUCAGUGGCUGCGCGAGAACUGGCACAAACUAGUGCAAACGGUGCAGAGUUUGUCCACGAAGUAUGGUCAGGAGAGAGGUGAAAACACCAUUGGAACCGUAUCCCAGAACGAGGCACGCGAGGCUCUGCGCAAUUCGGGUGGCAAUGUGUGGCAGGCGGUGGCCGAUUGCAUUCAACAGCGACAGCAAAAGUACCGGAAACUGGCCUCCAAGGGGAACUUCCUGCGGGACGACAUCGUGAAUGCGCUGACCGCGCACCAAGGUAAUGUGGAGCAGGCGCUGGUGGAGCUCAAUCGCACGCAACUCAAGCCAUUUCUAAUGCGCAUCUGGGGCUCGCCGAAUGGCGUCGAGAAUGAGAGUGGCUCGACGGCCAUAGACACCAAGUCGGAUAUCCAUGACUUCUUGAACACUCAUGCUUUGGACUGCCUGCAACCUCAAUUAGUCGGAGAGAGUCCCAGUCCCGCCCAAGCCAAUCCCUUCGACCAACUUCGAACUGACGACAGCCCCGUGAAAUCCACAUAUGCCACUCCUAGUCCCUAUCAGAUGGAAGACAGCACGCUGAAGAACCUGGAGAUACUCAUCGGCAACAUGGAACAGAACCAAGCCAAGCAGAACCAGGAGGUCCUGCGAUCCAUAGAGACCAUGCUGGACACUUUCAAGGGCAAGCCGGAGCUGGAGUACGAAACGGAUCCCGAGAUAAUGCGUAUCCUUACAAAGAGCCCGAUUAGCACGAACCUGAAACCUGCUGGGUCCGUGGAGGAUAAGUCCAGCGAGGAUGUGAAGAACUUUGUGUGGCAGCACAUUCAGGAUAUUGUGCCCAAUCUGGUGCAACAGGUCGAGCAGGAGCUCAUGGAGAAACCUGAGGUAGAGGUAACAGUUGAGGAGCCAAAGAAGCCUGAACCUGAACCUCAGAAGGAUCCUGAACCUCAACCUCAACCUGAACUGGAGCCCACGCCCAGUGUUGAUCCUGGAGUGUACAUCAUGGAGGAAGUCAUCAAGCCUAAUCUGAGGGAAGCCAGCAUACGCGAAGAGAUUCCACAAAGUUUCAUUUAUGCCACUGAAAUAGCCAACUUCAAGUUGGAAUUUGAUCGAGGCACCGAACGAUGGCACGAGGCUGAGUGGGAAAGCAGUGAUCUUAAAGAUGCAGAACGUAUUGUAUACAAAAGCUACCUAGCUCCGAAGGAAACAGUUAAGGAGGAGGUUAAAAAUACAGAAAAUUUGAUUCCAGCUGCGAAAACUGAAGAAGAAUCUGCAUCAGAAAUCUCCAUCAAACCUCAAAAGACUGAAAACAUCGAAGUAUCAAAACCAGAAACUUCAACACCCCCAAUAGGUAAAAAUGAGAUCGUUAAUAAAGCACUUGCACAACACACACCAACAGAAACAUCAACACCUUCAAUUACCGAGAAAAACAUAAUUAAUGAAGAAACGGAAAAUAAUAAACAGAAAUCGAAUGAAAAUAAUUUGCAGACACAGAAGAGUUCAUCAGAAUCACAAGCACAAUUGGAUGACCAGCCAAGUACGAGUAGGGAGGCCAACCGAAGAAAUAAGAGGUCUCAGCAGCCGAAAAAAAGUAGACAGCGUGAGCAAAGUCAAAAACCUACUAACAGGGUAAAGCUACCAAGAGAUAUAGAAUCGAAAGAAAAUGGAACCAAAGUAGUACAAACAGCUUUGACAGAGAAAGAAGCAACUAAGGAAACUUCAGCAGAAACUCAGUCAAAUUCUAUUUCAACUGAUAUUCAACCAGUUGCAACUGAAACCGAUAUUGAAACUGUCAUAGACUCUAAAAACGAGACUGUAACCGAACAAAGUUUGUUUCCUCCAUCAAAGGAUGACAAUGAAAAUAAACCUUCCUUGGACCAGUCGGAAAAUCUACCGACAAAUGUCUUAAAAGAAAGUGCUGCAGAAGAAGUUUUGGAGCAAGUCGAAGAGGUUCAAGAAUCAGUUAGCCUGAAUGAAAUAAUUGAGCCCAUAACACUCACUAAAGAUGAAUCAAGUAUUCAAGAUGUUUCUCCACCCCUCAAUACCAUAACAUCAGAAAAGUCUGCAGAGUCUCAAGGGGAAGCCGAAUCAGUCAGCAUAACAGAAAUAACUGAAACCAACAUACAACCCCAAGAAGAAGCAAUACCUAAAGAUAUUAUGCUACCAACCAAUACAUCGGUAGAAGAAGAAUCAUUGAACGAAGUUAGUAAAAAAGAUACUAUCGCAUCUACAACCAUUAUUUCACCUUCGAUAACUGAAGCUCCAGCACCUGAAAACAUCGAUAUAGCGCCCAGUGCUUCAUCAAUAACCAACGAUCACAAGCGAAGUCCUAAACGGUUUUCAAAGAUACCCGUGAGAACCUUGAGCAGCAACAGUCUUCGAAGUGAGAGCAGGGCUAGCAAUCGAACUCCAACAGCAACUGAUGAAAUCGAAAGGGAAGAAACUACGAAGGAAGAAGAAAUUAUUCAGAGAAGAGACAGUCCUUCCAAACCUGAAGAUGGAAUUACCACGUCUGAUAAUCAAGUUAGCCAAGUGGAACAGUCUGAAAGAGAAGCUAACAUUGUUGAAGGAGCUGCAGUCCAACCUAUAAAUUUGGAACCCGAAGUGCAUACCCCAAGUGCAACAGCUAUAGCAGUUACUCCCACAGACUCCGACGAAGUGUUCGAAGAUGCUCCCGAGUUCAGCAGCAGUGAGGGAACCCGGCCUCACGAUGAAACCGCUUCGGAUACAGAGCUCUAUAGUCUGGAUAGCGAUGGUCAGCGGGCAGAAACCAAAUCACCGGAGAAUGAAGUUAUCCUUUUGCUGGACGAGGAAUCCCAGCUGGAAUCCUCCAUAGCCAAGUCCAGCAGCGAUGCUAGCAUUGGCUCCCAGUCAAGCCAUUCGGAAACAUCUAAAGUUGUGCUCAAGGAAUUCGUUCCUUCCGGAGAUCCGGCCAAGCAGAACCUCAGCGAAUUGGUAGAGGACACACAGCGGUUGAUCAAACAAAUGCGCGAUGAGAUCAGCAUGGAUGAGUUCGAGUCCACCGACGAGGAUGAAUACUCCGAUGAAUACUCGGAUGAGUAUGACGAGGGCGAAGAGGAGGAGUGGUACGACAGCGAGGGCGAGGAGGAGGGCGAUUUCGAUGGGGAGGAGGGCAACACCUACAAUGAACACCCUUCCUAUAUAGAGGAAGCAUCCACCGGUGACGACGAGGGCACCGAAAUCGAGGACAUAAUGGAGGAGGACGAGGAUCUGGCUGAUGAAGACGAGGCACAACCCACACAAAUCGCACAACACAUUGAACCAGUCAUAUCCAGUUCAGCUCUGUCAGUCACGCCCACAAAUCAAGAAAACGAUGCGAUCGCAACCACUGAGGUUGUUUCCUCCACAGGAAGGAGCCCGGAGAAUCCUGAAGUGGAGGUGAUCUUGCCUCUUCAGACAAGUCAAGAGGAUGAGGUAAAAGUGGAAGCUCUGCCCAUUCAAUCCCCUCCUAUAAUAACGGACUCGGAAACUCGACCUGCGGAACAACCUGUUGAACUUGUCCUGGAAGUUGAGCCUCUCCCAGAAGUUGAGCCUUCCCCAGAAGUUGAGCCAUCCAUUGAAGAACCAUCCGCCCUGCCCAUAACACCCGCACCACCCAUUGUUGAUUCCGAAUCCCAACCCGUGGAGCCGCCCGUCGAAACGGUACUGGAGGAGCCCAAAAAGGUAACAACGAGCACCAAGGGCAAAGCUGCAAGCAGCGGAACUGCCUCCAAAACGGCCAAGUCCACAGUCAGUAAGAUUCCCAAGCCCACCAAUGAACCCACCACUAACAGUUCGACUAGCUCACCCUUAAACAAGAAGGUUCCGCUGCGGUCCAAGUCCUUCUCGGCGCCCAUGGGCAUUUCGUCGGUGAAGAGAAUCCAGGAGGUCUACCUCCAGAAGCAGACCACAUCGAUUGCGGCCAGUCGAGUGCCGCUCAAGAGCAGUCCGACCACCAAGAAGUCCAUCAACGAAGCCAUCUCCAGGUUCAACUCAAAUCAGUCCGAUGGACCGAGCACCAGUGGAGCAGCGGCGGCGGCUGCAGCGGCAUUGUUGAAACCCCGUUCCCAGCCCCGAAUUCCGAAGAAGAAAUACCACGAGACCUGCUUCUCGGACGACGACUACGAGACCUCGGCCACCGAGGAGGAGGAGCCGGAGGAUCCCAACCAGGGCGAACCCCUAAAAGCAGAACUGCUAAAGCGUAAGCUGAGUAUGCCCGUUUUCCGGGCAUAUCCUAGUGUCCAAGAGCCGGUUAUUGAGGACCCAGCGAUCCUGGCCCGCAAAUAUGUCGAUCAGGAACUGGUGGCCAACAUCGCUGAAGCCCAGAUAGCCGCCACCUUGGUGAACAUGAAAUUCUCGGAGGAUGUAGCUCUAUGGGCGGCCAAGGAGUGCUCCGACCUGGACCAAGCCAUCGCCAUGCUGCAGCAGGAAUGUGAACUCUGCAUGAACAGUUUUCCCAUGAAUCAGAUCGUGUCCAUGCUGAAAUGCCUCCACAAGUGCUGCAAACAGUGUGCCAAGAGCUACUUCACAGUUCAGAUAACCGAUCGCAGUAUCAACGAUUGCAAUUGCCCCUUCUGCAAGCUUCCCGAACUGAGUAACGAGGCUGAGCAUGAGGACGAGCACCUGGAGUAUUUCUCCAACCUGGACAUCUUCCUAAAGAGCAUCCUGGACAAUGAUGUGCACGAACUGUUCCAGCGCAAGUUGCGCGAUCGCAGCCUGCUGCAGGAUCCCAACUUCAAGUGGUGCAUCCAGUGUUCCUCCGGAUUCUUCGCUCGGCCCAAGCAGAAGCGGCUGAUCUGUCCGGACUGCGGAUCCGUGACUUGUGCCCAGUGCCGGAAGCCCUGGGAGCGACAGCACGAGGGCAGCAGCUGCGAAGCUUACCUGGAGUGGAAGCGCGAAAAUGAUCCCGAGCUGCAGGCCCAGGGCGUUCAGGAGCAUUUGGCCCAGAACGGCAUCGAUUGCCCCAAGUGCAAGUUCCGCUACUCUUUGGCCAGGGGCGGUUGCAUGCAUUUCACCUGCACCCAGUGCAAAUUCGAGUUCUGCUACGGCUGUGCUCGGCCCUUCAUGAUGGGCGCCAAGUGCUCGGUGUCCUCGUACUGCGCCAAACUCGGUCUGCAUGCCCAUCAUCCGCGCAAUUGCUUGUUCUAUCUGAGGGACAAGAUCCCCAUGCAGCUGCAGUUCCUGCUCAAGGAGCAGAAGGUCAAGUUCGACACGGAGCCCGUGCAGCUGAAGGACGAGUCCAGCAGCUCGACAAAUGCCCGCGCCCAGGCCCGCUGUCCCAUUCCGCUGCAAAAGGAAACGCCGCAGGGUCUGGUCGAUACAGUGUGCAACACCGAAGUGCCCGACAAGCACGCUGGCAUGUGUCGCACCCACUACGUUGAGUAUUUAGCAGCCAAGGUGGCCAAGGCUGGCAUCGAUCCGCUGCCCAUCUUCGAUUUGACGGACUGCGUCCAGGAGCUGCGGAGGCGUGGCAUCGCCCUGCCCGAGCGAGGACCCUGGGACACCGAUGAGAUCUACAAGACCAUGUGCUCCGAGGUAAUCAAACAGCAUAUUCCACUGAAAUCGGCAUGAGCAGGAGCAAAAGGAGAAGUGAAGCUAUGAUGGUCGACUGUUGCAAUUCUUCAUUAAUUUUUAUGAUUUAUGGCAAGCACUUUUAUAGACAUUUUUAUACACCAACCUGCACACGAAACAAUUUUAAGUCUUAGACUGUUCGUUAGACAUUAUACAUUAGCCAUGGCAUGUAUACACCUUCAUCGACACCUACUCAUCGUCCAUCCAGAAGCCUUUCCCAUUUUGUUUAGUUACUAAGAGAUGGAAAACAACAGCCCAAAAAAACGGCACGUGGAACAGAGUGCAUUCAAUAAACCGAAUAUGU
Messenger RNA from Drosophila takahashii, 9365 nucleotides. RefSeq names its product Linear Ubiquitin E3 ligase (gene LUBEL). Gene Ontology annotation, molecular function: zinc ion binding; ubiquitin protein ligase activity; K63-linked polyubiquitin modification-dependent protein binding. The record is from RefSeq and is a predicted model, not a curated record. NCBI's taxonomy places the organism in Eukaryota, Metazoa, Arthropoda, Insecta, Diptera, Drosophilidae. Gene Ontology annotation, cellular component: LUBAC complex. Gene Ontology annotation, biological process: protein linear polyubiquitination.